Messenger RNA from Acanthaster planci (crown-of-thorns starfish), 3055 nucleotides. RefSeq lists its product as uncharacterized. NCBI's taxonomy places the organism in Eukaryota, Metazoa, Echinodermata, Asteroidea, Valvatida, Acanthasteridae. The record is from RefSeq and is a predicted model, not a curated record.
GCCGACGAGCGCGAGCUGGCACCGUUCGGUGUAAUGCACCUUUAUCUCAACAGGCAUCCGAACAGAGCUGGGUUCUUUCCUUCAUAAAAGUUACUCAGCAACGUAGCAGGAAGCUACACCAGGGUUUAGCUAGCAUCAGGCAGCCAAAGGUGUCUCUGGUGAUCGAUGUCCUCGGAUCAUGAGUCCUCCGACAUUGAGGGCAGUCCUACCCCUCGCACGUCCCCUGCCCAACCUGCCUGGUGGUCGGACUCAGAUGGCCGUCGCUCAGCUCGAGAUGUGGCAGAUGUCGACGAAUCGCCUUGGUGGGAAUCAGACGGUGAAGUUGAAAAGCAGCAGUUGUGCAGUGACAGUCCCAACAUUUUGCCGAGUCCCUGUCGCAGAGCCUCUAGUGAGUCAUCAGUUACUCCUACUUGGUGGGUGGAACCCUCGUCCAGAGAGCUCAGCACAUCCGGUGCAGAGGUGGACGGUGGCCGAGAACACUGCUUUCUCGGUCCCAGCACUGAAGCAGGCAGCGAGCGGGAAAGAGGUGGUGAUAAAGACGGGAGUCUGUCCGAGUCUUGGAAGAGCCGAAAGAGAUCAAGGGAGCAAUCACAUCAAUCAAGCAUAUGUCAGAGGGAACCACCGCUUAGCAAACCAAAGUUGGAACCACCAUCUCCGAAUGCUGAACCACGCUCUGUCCUCCAAGACCUCAAGAGAGGCAUCUUCCAACCCAUCCAGUCAUUCCUCCUCUUCUUCAAUGUGGACCUCCUGACCAAAAUUUGUGAUCUGACCAAUGCCGAGGGGUGGCAGAGGAUCCUCCAAGAGCCCUCUCUCGCCAGCGAAGACGGCUCCUGGAGCGAGGUGACGGUGAAAGAGAUGUACGCACUCCUGGCGGUGGUUUUGAUGAUGCGGCAGCACCCGGAUGUCUGCUUUGGAGCCUUCUGGCGGGAGCAACCAGACCAGUCGGGCUGCUGGCCUAGGGAGUUGAUGAAACGCAGUCGGUUUUUCACCCUCCUCCAAGUGCUCCGGCUUCAUGUAUCAGAGCACAUGGACGACACUUCCAAAGUUGACGUGACCUACCAACGGACAGCAGCAGACAGCGAAAUCCAGCAGUCUCAAUCCAGUUUCAUCAAAGAUGGUUUGCCACCGAAGGGACUGAAAUACAUCUUUGAUCACAUAGAGAGAAUAUUCCAAGUUUUCUUUAAUGAGUUUGAAUUUCAGUGUUUUGAGGAUGUCUCGUUGAGUGAUCAAAGUUAUCAGGUAAAAAUGCAAAAUUACAUGCGGAUCUCUCCAUCGUCUUUUGACACACCCGUUGAUAAAACCUUAGAUUCCCAGUCAAAGUCGGAGAAGGUAAGCCACGUGGAACCAAUCACAGACUUGGCUACUUGCAACAGAGCAAUAUCAGCUCAGGGAAGCUUAACAUCCAACCAAGUUGAAGAAUCAGGAAAGAGAGAAAAUGAGCUGGGCUCAUCCAAAGUGAGAUCAGAAGAACGUGAGCGGGAUGGAAAGCUAUCAGAUCUGGCAUCAAGUACUUCAAGCAAACUGCCUUCCAUUCACAGCAAUGGUAUGUCCAAGAUAACGCGCAUGUCAAACAAAAUCAAAGUAAGAUGGCAGCAGGGUAACCUUCUGAGUGUGAUUAUUACCAAAGAUAGUACCAGGGCCUCUCCAAUCACCUUGAAUGCCACGACCGACAAGUAUGGGACUGAAGAUGGACAAAGCGGAUCACAAUCCUGGAAAGAGGUCUUUGUACCCUGCCCAGAGUUGGUGUACCGAGAUUGUGCUUUAGGAUUGCCUUGCAAUACUACAGACUCGGUUAGCGGAGAUCGUUCUGGCUGGGAAGGGCUUGGGAAAUCAUUCCUCUAUCACUAUCUGCACUUAGCCGUUUACUUUGCUUCAUCCAGAGAAGUCACGCGAAUGCAUCUAGGAUCAAACAAGUUGCUACCAGAUUUAGAUUCUUUAGAACGGAUCAUCAAAGGCUUGGCUUUACUUGGAAAACCAGAUUCCAUUUUGCAGUCGGAUUCUGACAGCGAAGCGAGCGAAUCAGACACAAGUUGCUACAUGAUGUCAACGGACCACAGCGACAGUGAUGGCCUAGACGACCAGGACUGCAAGAAUAAGGCAGGGCGACCGAAGCCGCAUAAGUAUGUGCAGGCCCGCAGCCGGUUGGGACGCAAGUGCGCCCUCUGUUGGGCACUGUACCAGGAGUCUCGACAGGUCCACACGCGCUGCACCCGUUGCGGCUGGCACCUCUGCCUGUCGCAGUUCCGCAAUUGCAUGCAAGAGGCACACCAAGACAAAGAAAUAAUGAAGCAGCUGUGGGACAAGGACGCUAAUGAUGUACAAAGUACCAGUGAUACAAGUGAAACAGUGAAUUCAUAGGCGUUUAUUCCAAUUUCAGGUUUGUGGAUGUUUCUACAGCAGAGAAUGGGCUUCAACUCAGGGAAUGAAAGUUAUAAAAUAUUAGAUAACAUAAUUUAAGAACUCACAGACUUCCUUCUGGAAAGCCAGAGAAUUACAUUUAUAUCAUACAUGCACCAUCAGAAUAUUCCAGUAUCAGUGAGGUCACCAGUGGCCCCCCCACGUUUUUGACUGAUGGGCUAGCCUUUGGGUGGGGCAUAAUGGAUCAACCUGUGAAAAGCUCAUGCCUCAUAGUCGAACAACUGGACCACCCCCCCCCCCUUUGGAAAUCAUUCUGCCACCAGCACACACUAUCACACAAUAGAGGGUGCAGUUUACAGAAUGUGCCCAAAUUCAAAACUAACAGAAUGAAUACUCAGCAAAACACUUUGCUUUGUGGAAUCGAAUGCAUCUUGGAAUCAAUUAAAGUGAUCUUGAUCCACAGAGGCGUGUUGGCCAAAAGAAUGUUUUCCAGGACAGGAAAAAAGGCCAGAAAGUUUUUGUUCCCAGUUUAAUGAACUUGGAUAUUGGCUAUGCGAGUGUAUUCAAUUGUAUUGUCCUCUUUAAAUUUAUUUACACGUGUUUAAGUAACUUUUUACAAAGCCAUUUGGAGAAGACUGGUGUAAAUAUUUGUGCAAUUUGUAGUAUUUUUAACUGAAAAUAAAUAUGACUUGUAAAU